Molecule: messenger RNA, 330 nt
Organism: Rotaria sordida
Lineage: Eukaryota; Metazoa; Rotifera; Eurotatoria; Philodinida; Philodinidae
Source: the annotation of a GenBank genome assembly
AUGGUGGAUUUUCUGAGAUUUCUAUCAACAUUACGAAUUUAUCCAACGUUGGCAAAUUAUUCAUUUGAAAAUCUUUCUCGUCUUAUUGGAUGUUCAACCAUAACAUUUUGGAAAUUAUUUAAUAUUAUACCGAAAUAUUUAACAUUUUUACAUAUGUUUUUUGAUUCGAUUAAUGAUCUUAAUUAUUUUAUUUAUUUUAAUUCAAAUCAAUUAAAAUCUCUGGGUGUUGGUAUUCAAUGUCAAUUAAAUGAUAUCGAUAUAUUUUGUUCAUUAUACAAUAAAUAUCAAUGGAAACGAUUAAUUCAAUUUAAUUUAAAUUUACAAGAUUAA